Molecule: messenger RNA, 1256 nt
Organism: Calidris pugnax (ruff)
Lineage: Eukaryota; Metazoa; Chordata; Aves; Charadriiformes; Scolopacidae
Gene: RAB27B
Product: RAB27B, member RAS oncogene family
Exons: 7
Coding region: 180-836 (218 amino acids)
Biological process (GO): melanosome transport; positive regulation of exocytosis
Cellular component (GO): secretory granule; melanosome
Molecular function (GO): GTPase activity; GTP binding
Source: RefSeq, a predicted model, not a curated record
CCGACAGCCAGGGGAGAGAGGCGACGGCGGCUCGGCGCUCCCGGAGAACAGGGAUCAUGGAAACAGAUUUGGUCCUUAAGUUCGUAGCCAACACAACUUCGGCAGAGUUUAACUGAAGCAAGCGUCUUUGCGAGUGCCUGUGGCAAGAGGAGGAAGGCAGGUUCCUCAAAAUUAGCACUAUGACUGAUGGAGACUAUGAUUAUCUGAUCAAACUCCUGGCCCUUGGAGACUCUGGGGUUGGAAAAACAACGUUCCUGUACAGAUACACCGAUAACAAAUUCAACCCCAAAUUCAUCACGACAGUAGGGAUAGAUUUUCGGGAAAAACGAGUGGUAUACAACAGCAGAGGAGCAAAUGGAUCUCCAGGAAAAGCCUUCAAAGUCCAUCUCCAGCUUUGGGACACGGCCGGCCAGGAAAGGUUUCGAAGUCUCACCACGGCGUUUUUCAGAGAUGCCAUGGGCUUUUUGCUGAUGUUUGAUCUCACCAGCCAACAGAGCUUCUUAAAUGUCAGAAAUUGGAUGAGUCAGCUACAAGCCAAUGCAUAUUGUGAGAACCCAGAUAUAGUCUUAAUUGGCAAUAAAGCUGAUUUAUCAGACCAAAGGGAGGUAAACGAAAGGCAAGCAAAAGAUCUGGCAGACAAAUACGGCAUUCCCUACUUCGAAACGAGCGCUGCUACGGGGCAGAACGUGGAGAAGGCCGUGGACACGCUCCUGGACUUGAUAAUGAAGCGUAUGGAGCAGUGUGUGGACAAGACACAGGGCUCCGACACAGCCAACGGGGGCAGCUCGGGGAAACUGGAUUCGGCAAAACCGGAGGAGAAGAAGUGUGCCUGCUAAACAUCACCCUCUUAAACUGUGAAAAUCAAGGGAAAACAGUUCUGACCUACCACCACAUUCCAACCGGGCUCUCUGGAGCCCCUCACGGAAGCAAAGUUACCCUCGUUUUAUCGGGAUUGUGCGGUUUGUUGUUUUUUUUUUCUCCUCUCUCCAAAGAACUGGUUUCAAACUUCGCGCUGUGUUGCGGUGAGGCUCUUGUGCUGAAAUGAUUCUUCCUGAUACGGUGCCAUCAAUCACGGAAAGCUCUCCCACCUCUUCUUCCCCCCUUCCUUUUCCCCCCCAGCCCUCAUCUUUAUUUUUCAUGGGUUCAGGAUACUGAAUAGAGGAAAGUAGCUUUAUUUUUGUAAAAAAAGGAGGGAAAGACCCUAUUGUCUGCAUACACUGGAUACUGAAAUUAAAAUGGAGGUGGGUGGUUUUCUA